UUCAGUCUCUGCCUUUGCUCAGCAUGCCUCAGCCACGGUCGCAGACUCACCUGCCAUGCUCUCAUGUCUCCUGCCUCUGCUCCUCUCCCUUCUCCCCACCGGGUCAUCCUGCCCAGACGGAUGCUCGUGCAAGGACGCUCACACCAUGGACUGUCGGGACCUGGGGCUCCUCCAACUCCCCUCCGGCAUCUUCCCUCUGGUCGUCAGGAAGAUCCUGAUGAGCGACAACCAAAUCCAGGAGAUACCGGCCGAUUUCUUCAUGUACUACGGAGACCUGGUCUACCUGGAUCUCAGCAACAACUCCCUGUCUACCAUCAGCAAAGGGACCUUCAGCACCACCAGACUCAUCUACCUGGACCUCAGGUACAACAACUUCUCCCGGCUGAGCUCCGGAGCCUUCAGCUCGGCACGCCGGCUGAUCAUGCUUCGACUGGGGAACAAUCCGAAGCUGGAGGAGGUGGACAAGGAGGCUUUCCACAGCCUGAGCGUUCUCCAGGUCCUGGAGCUGAACGACAACGCACUGGAGAUCCUGAGUGUCACCACCCUCAGCUCCUUGCCAUCUCUCCGCACCCUGAGGCUCGAGGGCAACCCCUGGCUCUGUAAUUGUACCUUUGCUAAUCUCUUCCACUGGCUGAAGGACAACGUUGAUGUUCUCCCCACAGGCUUUGAUGCCAUCCAGUGCUCCCUGCCCCAGGAUCGGAGGAAGAUCACCCUCAACGAGCUAUCGGAGAACAGCUUCAACGAGUGCGAGUUUAACCUGACCUUGACGGACUACCUGAUCAUCUUCUUCUCCGGAGUGUGUGUCUCCGUCACUGCCAUCACCACCAGCUUCUUCUUGGCCAAUGUCGCCCAGUGCUUCCAGAGGCUGGGGUUCUUCAAAGACAACGAUGAUGAUGAAGAUUAACUGACUGCACCAACCAGACACCAAACAAACUCGGACCAGGAUUUUUCUUACUUAUAUUCAAUUUCCAAAGAAAUGUUUUUACUUAAGUAUAAAGUGGCACAUUAAAAUACAAUAUAUUUACCUCAGUGGGGGGGGGAAAUAUUAAAAUGAUUUUGUUUUGUAA
Molecule: messenger RNA, 1067 nt
Organism: Amblyraja radiata (thorny skate)
Lineage: Eukaryota; Metazoa; Chordata; Chondrichthyes; Rajiformes; Rajidae
Gene: lrrc38a
Product: leucine rich repeat containing 38a
Exons: 2
Coding region: 56-904 (282 amino acids)
Cellular component (GO): voltage-gated potassium channel complex
Molecular function (GO): potassium channel activator activity; voltage-gated potassium channel activity; transmembrane transporter binding
Source: RefSeq, a predicted model, not a curated record